UCUGAGCUGUUCGCCACUUUAACAGCAGUGGGAGAAGUGGAGCGUGAGACGGGCCGUUAAUGACUCCAUUUUUCGUUAUUUUUAAUCAACCAUGGCCAUCAAGGCACUCGACUGAUUACUGACAGCCUCUGUUUUUGUUUUGUUUUAACAUUAGAAACUUAGGCGCGUGGAAAACUCGAGUUUGAAGAGCCUGCGCGUGUGUGAAAGAGUUGGGCGUGAGGCGUCGUCGGGGUGGCUCCCUCAUUUAAACCACUUGUGAUUUCACAUGAGAUUUCUUUCUUCCUCGCAUUUUUUUUUAACUUCUUCGACUUCUUAUAUCGUUUGAAAGCGUUCGAAACUCCAGAAAGAUGGGGUGCACCCUGAGCUCGGACGACAAGAGCGCCCAGGAGAGGAGUAAAAUGAUUGACAAAAACCUGCGGGAUGAUGGAGAGAAAGCGUCGCGAGAGGUCAAGCUGCUGCUGCUGGGGGCUGGUGAAUCUGGAAAGAGUACAAUUGUCAAACAGAUGAAAAUCAUCCAUGAAGCGGGCUACUCAGAGGAAGAGUGCAAACAGUACAGAGCCGUGGUCUACAGCAACACUAUCCAGUCCAUCAUCGCCAUCAUAAGGGCCAUGGGCCGCCUGAAGAUUGACUUUGCGGAUCCUGGGCGGGCUGAUGAUGCAAGGCAGCUGUUUGUGCUGGCCGGCUCUGCAGAUGAGGGAUAUAUGACGAGCGAGCUGUCAGGAAUCAUCCAGCGGCUAUGGAAGGAUGGUGGUGUUCAGGCUUGUUUCAGUCGCUCCAGAGAGUACCAGCUCAAUGACUCUGCCUCAUA
This is a messenger RNA of Sinocyclocheilus anshuiensis, 808 nucleotides long. Its product is annotated as guanine nucleotide-binding protein G(i) subunit alpha-1-like. The transcript has 4 exons. Gene Ontology annotation, molecular function: G-protein beta/gamma-subunit complex binding; guanyl nucleotide binding; GTPase activity. Gene Ontology annotation, biological process: adenylate cyclase-modulating G protein-coupled receptor signaling pathway. The record is from RefSeq and is a predicted model, not a curated record. Gene Ontology annotation, cellular component: heterotrimeric G-protein complex; cytoplasm. NCBI's taxonomy places the organism in Eukaryota, Metazoa, Chordata, Actinopteri, Cypriniformes, Cyprinidae. The annotation marks the transcript as partial.